This is a messenger RNA of Chlamydomonas reinhardtii, 6243 nucleotides long. RefSeq lists its product as uncharacterized. The coding region runs from base 361 to 3615 and encodes 1084 amino acids. The record is from RefSeq and is a predicted model, not a curated record. NCBI's taxonomy places the organism in Eukaryota, Viridiplantae, Chlorophyta, Chlorophyceae, Chlamydomonadales, Chlamydomonadaceae. The transcript is spliced from 7 exons.
GUCCCAUACCUUACCAAACGCCGACUGCCCGACACAUUCAUUCAUAUAGAUGCUUGUAUCCCUGCACACAGCUCCUGAACCGAACGCAAACUGACAGGCUCAACUCGCACGCGGCGUUCCAUUCGCUUUUUGUUUUUCUUCUUCACUCUAGCAUAGAUUCACACAUAAGUCGAGCUUUAUACACAUCAACUCGUCGCAGUUUCUACAGCGUCGAACUUGAGUCGAGCGGAGUCUCCGCCUGAGCGUCUUCAGUGCGGGAUCACAACUCGACUCGUUCCACGCUGCUGUUUUGGUGGCGACUGGUCUCCUGGAGGCGUCAGCUCUCCAAACGCUGGACCCGUCAACCAAUCCAUGGUCGUCAUGGCGCUUACACCUGCUGAGGCACGCGGUAUUCGUCUGGAGGAACGAGCUCCGUCCAUCACAACGCUUAUUGUUGACGCAAUGAAGUCCGCGUCCGCCUCCAGUUCCGGCCCCGUCUGCCCCGCGGAGCUGCCGGCCUCCGCGCCCACCGCUGCCCCAAAGGAAGCUGCCGCGCUGGCGCCAGCUCGCUUUUCGGGUUUUUCCACGGAGGGCCCGGACGGCGUGACACGGCCGCAGCCCUCGCCCUUCGCCUCGGGCGACAGCCAUGAGUCCGACACCGGUUCCCAUAACGCCCCCGACGCCGCGCCGGAGCACCCCACGCCUACGGGCUCAGCGUCCUCGACCCUCGUGUCAGCCCCGCCGCUUGGCUGCCCACUCCUCUCUCCCCAGGACCAGCAGCGGCUGCAGCAACUGCUGCCAGGCGUGCUGCAGAGCCUCCUGCCGUCGCUCCUGCCUGCGCUGCUACCCGGCGCCGUGGCUGCAGCCAUGCCUUCCGCCUCUGCCGCCGCCUCCGCGGCGGCCGUGACCGCAGGCGGCUCCACCGCCGCCUCGGCCACCGCGGUCGCGAUUACCUCCGCCAUUGUGGAGGCGGCCCUCCCGGCGGCCCUGGCGGCGGCUCUGCCGCAGGCACUCUCUGCGGCUUUGUCGGCACUAUUUAAGUCGGCCAGCGGCGAGGAGUCGUCCUCAUCGUCGGCGCCGCAACAGCCCCAACUGACCGCUGGCGAGCGUCAGGCAUCGCUGGACCAGCAGGGCGCCGCGGAGCAGCAGCUGGUGCGCCUGCUGUUCGGUGCUGAGGCCGUCGCUGAGGGCGGCGCCACCGCCCCGGCCCCGGCGGCUUCGCAGCCCGUGGCCGUUCCCAAGCCCAGCGAGCUGGACGUCGGCAGCCCGCACGGCUCCGUCGCCGCCCACUCGCACAACAGCGGCAGCUCCUCGCCCACGGAGCGCUCCUCCGCUGCCGUGGCCGCCGCUGCCGCCGGCAAUAGCAUGUUCUCCCGCCGCCUGUCGGAGACAACCGCCAUUGGCAGCAGCGCCGUCGCCGUCGUGGCGGGCUCCGCCGUUACAGCGCAGCGCGCCAUCGCCCAGCCGCAGCACGCACACCACGCGCAUGGUCCUGUCGCUGGCGGCGGCAGCCGCAGCAGCGUGCACAGCGGCAACCACGCCCAGCACUGGGAGGGCGAGAGCAGCGCGGAGGAUGCGCUCAGCACCUGCAGCGGCGACGCGUUGGUCACGCCGUCGCCCUACGGCGAUGUCUGCUGCGGCAACAGCAGCGCGCCCGGCACCGGCGCCGCCGUCAACAGCAGCGCCAACAGCUUCCUCUUCUCUGGCAGCAGCCAGGCACAGCUGCUGCCCACCGGCCUGUCCGGCUCCAACAUCGACGGCCUGGGCGAGGUCAGCAGCCUCUACUCCAUGAGCGGCCGCGACGACCUGCUGUCUGGCAACGGCAACGGCCCCUCACCGGCGGAGCUGCUGAUGGCCGCGGCCGGCCGCGUCAACGGCGGCAACAACGCCACCAUGGCGCUCCUUGCGCAGCACCAGCACCAGCACCAGCAGGCGGCCGCUGCCGCGGCGGCGCAGCAGCAGCAGCAACAGCAGCAACAGCAGUUCCAGCUGCAGCAGCUGCAGGCGCUGGUGGCUGCGGGCGCUGCCGGGUCGGACCUUGGCGCGCCGGCAUCACCGCCGCUGGGCCUGGCGCCGUGGCGUCGUGAUACGGACACGGUUGCCGACCUGUGGGGCCAGGCUGAUGCCGACUCACUAAGCUUCGCCGCCGCUUCUCUCGCCCUCAACCAGCAGCAACAGCAACAGCAGCAGGCCGCGGGUCUAUUGCAGCAACAGCAGCAGCAGAUGCUGGCGCAGUCGCUUGCGGCGGUCGCGGCAGCGAACGCGGCUGGCCGCCAGCUGCGGGCUGAAGACCUGUUGGCGCUGGGCGGCAACCCCGCCGCCGCGGCGGCGCAGCUGGCAGCGGCUGCCGCCGCAGGCGGCGCCGUCACCAACUCGCCCGACCUGUCGACGUACAUGGACGCGGCGCUGCGGCGCAUGCUGCUGGUGAGCCCGCAGGUGGCGGCGGAGCUGGCGCGCGUGUGCGGCGCCUUCAGCGGCGCGCAGGCGCAGCUGCACCACCUGUGCUGCGUCAUUGCGGAGCAGCUCCUGGACGUGGCGGCGAUGGCGCCCGAGGUGGCGGCGGCGCUGCUGCGCGCGCUGGCGUCGCACCGCGCGCGCGGCGCCCAGGCCACUGACGUGGACCCGCGCGUGAUGGGCCGCAUCCUGCAGCUGCUCAGGGCUGGUCCCGCUGGCCGGCAGUUGUGCCUGGUGUCUCUGGAGCAGUGGGUGGACGGCCUGAGCCGCAUCCACAAGCGCCGCGCCUACCUGGACACCAUCUUGCACAACUACCAGCUCACGCUCAAGCGCCUGGUGCAGGCCAUGGGCCACCAGGUGCACGCCGUUAACAUGUCGCUGCCGCGCCAGCUGCUGAACGACCUGUCGCCGCGCGCGCUGCUGCUGCUCACCGCCGAGCUGGCGCCCUACCCGCUGCUGCAGCCGCGGCGCUGGAGCGAGGAGAUCAUCUGGGCCAUCAGCCAGAUGCACACCAUGGGCGUGGACAUGCCACUGGCACCCGGCACUCCCGCCGCCGCGCCCGCCGUCGCCGGCCAGCAGCCGCCCGUGACCACCUUCCAGUGGGAGAUGCGCCGCGCGCUGUCGGCCACUGCCGAGGACAUUGCCGCUGCGGGCGGCGCCGGUGGCUCGCCGACCGGCGGCAGCUCGCUGGCGGCUCAGCUGUCGGGCCUGGGUCUGGGCGGUGCGGCGGGUGCGGCGGGCGUCGGUGCCAAUGCCACCUGCCCUAAUGGCGCGGUGCCGUGGGCGGCGCACGCGGCGCUGCACCGCCACCUGCUGAUGGGCCUCCGCCGAAUCCAGUCGCGCUUCUUCAGUGAGCGCCUGCGCAAGGUGCACGGCCUGUACGGCGAGGCGGUGGACUCGCUGCUGCGCACCUCGCUGCCGCAGGACGUACUGGUGCCUGAGCGUGAGAUGGUGGUCCUGGUUUUGGUGCUGCUCAUGCUCGAGUGCCGCAUGCGGCCGGAGGAGUUCGAUGCCGCCUUCGCGCGCGACCUGCAGCGCUGCCUGGCUGUGUCACCGGUGGAGGAGGUGGCUGCGCGGCUGCGCUGCGGCCUGGUGCCCGACUCGCCGCUGCGCAUGGACCCGCACAAGAGCCGCGCGCUGUCGCAGCUGCUGAAGCUCGGCACCCUGGGCGGCCCGUUCUAAGUCGUCCUGGUGAUGCUUACUGCGUGCAUCAAGGGUAGGAUAUUCUGGGCUAUGCGCGAAGGUGGAUGACCAAGCCGCGCCUACAAGGCUGCAAGAAUGAUUUCGCAAGGCUGGGUACUGGGGGCACGAGGGGCAUCGAAAAUGAUCGCAAGCGGUGCCUCAAUUUGUAGCGAGCGCGGUGCGUGCAUGGACCUCACCAUCAGCCCUAUCGUUGGCUGGUGCGUAACGUGAAUUACUCAUGUGAGUCAUGAUGACUCCAGGUGUACGAGGGAGUUUUGACGAGGGGCUCUGGUACCACGAAGAGGUGACAACUCCUGAGGGUGCAGUUUUGGGUUCCGAGGUUGUCUUCGUGAGUGGGGGCCGUCGACGCACUGCUUUUGGGGUCUGCUUGGCGCCUUAGCUGGGGACUAUUGAUUGCGCUCGUCUCGAGCAGGCUAAGGAAUACGUCACCGGACAACCGCCUGAAAGGCUGAAGCAUCUGCGCCUUUUAGGGUAUUGCGGGUUCAUAGCAUUCUUUGUUGAGCAUAGCUGUCGUGAGGGGGGGAGGGGUGGUCGCGAGUUUCCUAAGGCUUGCCUGGAUAACAAUUUACGGGGAAGGGAACGCGAGCACGACUGGGUGUGGAAGCGAUGGUCCGCGCACGGUGGUAGUGUAGAAUGCCUUGCGGGCGUACCUUGCUCAUUCAGGAAAUAAGCACACGUGCGCCGCGCGCACUCGGGGUAUGUCCACACGCUAUGGGUCACGCUGGGUUCGGUUGGAAGUUUGUGGUUUAUGCUUUUUGGUUUACUCGACACCAAACAACACGUGUUGUAGCCUCCUGUCUGUGGUGCUCGUCUGAUUAAAGCUAGGUGGGCCUCCGCCGCGCGGCGAGGCCGGCAGGGCAAAUUACUACACGCUCGGUCCAUGGUCACAUGCCAGCACUAUGGAUUCUGUCGUUUGAUUGGGUUUUGCACCCGUGCAACCAAGGAGUAUCUUAUCCAACACGGAUUAAUGCGAAUCAACCGAGCACAGGCGAAGGACCACGAGAGUGUGAACUGCGGCCUGGCGGAUGGACGGAGGGCAAGCAUGGCAUUGGGGCAUAGACCGGGGUGCACACUGGGGAAUGUAUGGUUGCUACUAGUAUCUGAUCGGCCGUAUGUGCGAUACGCGCCUGAAGGCCGUAAAGUAAAUGAUCGAAGGUCUGAGGGGUAAGGGUGGGCAUUAAUGCUGGUGUGGGUCCGUUGUUGCCGCGCGGCCUGGACAUGCAGGAGCGUGGCUGCACGCAACCUGUUGCAGCGCCGGCGCGCUGUGUGGUGGCGCCCGGCAAAUAUGGAAACGGUACUGCAAGCAUUACUACCUGCAUCGACGUCUGAAUUCUUGGCGAUAGUUGGUAAGGAGUGAUGCGGGGGUUACGGUGGUGGUAUGUGGGCGCUCUUCUGUGUUGUUCUAUUGCCUCUACAUCGAAUCUCGUAUCCGAUAUAGGCAUCAAGUGAUGCAAAUCGGCUCUGUGAACUGCUAUUGUGCAUGAGAAGCGCGCACGUGCUUCUAGCACGUGUCCGCAACCUGCAUUGUGGCGAGAGAAAGAUGGCUGCGAGUUGGCUGGAUGAGGAAACAAGAUUACGGACAUGCAACCCAGGCUUGUCUUGCAUGCGUGGCACCCGCGCCUGCCAUACUACGUUCGUGCUCUGUAACACUGGCUGAUGAUGUCUUACAGGAUUAGAAGUGUGCGUUACUUUCUCCACGUAACGAGACUCGUCUGAACCAGCCAGCAAAGCACAAGAAGACGCACCAGGUGUAACAGCCCAUCCAACCCCCCGAGAGGCACUACUGCCGCCCAGGGGCCUCCCCUUGCGCUGCCGAUCCCCGUCUACCAAUUCCACCUUUGAUGCUGUUAUAUGCAUAGCAGAUUGGCAGGUCAAAACCGCCAGUUUGCGGGCAAGUGGGCGGCAGUGGCAAGGGCAAGGCGUGCCCGCGAGCAUGUGUGGGGGUGUGAUGGGACAGGGUUCAGGCAGGUCGCUCCUAAUGUACGCUGACGAUGUUUCGCUGCUAGCCACCACCCCUGAGCGUAUGCGGCACCUGUUGUCACUUGUGGAUACUUUCUGCGAAGCAUUUGGUAUGAAAGCAAACGUCGCAAAGUGUGAACGUCUGGUGUUCACUUCAGACGACCAGGAGCGUCGUAGAUUGAACGAUGAGUGCAGUGGGCUGCGGUUGGCAGGGCAGCCCAUCCCUGCGGUGGACAAGGCACGGUAUCUGGGACUAGUCUACGGCCCUGGACGUGCUUUUGCCGCCUGCAGAGAGACGCUAUGUGAGGCUGCGCGGCGUGCUAUGUACUAAUACUGCUACUUACUAAUAGAUUAAACCGUUUGAGGAUUUUCUCCCCCGACAUACGCAUGCGUUGUUUUGAGGUGCAAGUUCGCUCCAUCCUAGCAUAUGGUUGUGAAGUGUGGGGACCCGACGUAUUAGCGGAAAUGCUGGACGGCGGCCCACCACCGCGGCGGCGUGACAGCAAUAACCCGGCGCACGGACCGUUUGAAGCAUGCCUGAAAGACGAGGCCGUCAAAUUACAAGUGCAGUACAUGAGGAUGACAGUGGGUACGAAGCGACCAUCGCAUCGCCUGCUGUUUGCUGAAUUAGCACAACUACCACUCCAU